AACCAACGGACAGCUAGGAUGUCGCUUCUCUUGAGCCCCGCGGAGCCCGCCCACCUCAACGACGACGAGACGGAGGAUCCGUUCCUUCCUGGAAAUGAAAACGAUGAUUAUAACUUUAAGUACGUGCCUACAAAUCGUUUCAAGUACAUAAUAAAGGAUGUACGCAGACAGAGAUGUCGAGAGGAAGAGGAGAGCGUGUGGGCAUCUUUCGUCAGACAACAGGAGCUGAAUGGUUAUGACAAAAAUGGCAUUCAGCCGUCUGUUCAGAGUAUCAAACAGCUGUUGGAUGAGGGUAUGAGGGAGGCGGAUAAAGAACUGAAAAAAUUAGAAACAGAUAUUUUGCCUGAUGAGAUAAGGAAAGAGUGUGGCAAAACUGGAAAUCAGAAGAGAAAGCCAAAGGUAAAUAAUGUCAGGGAUUCGGCUUCGAAGAAAGUACCGAUUACGAAAGACACAGGGAGCACCAAUUUGCUGCUCACGAUUCCCGAGGAAGAUAACGCUCCAGCUUACGAGAGGAGGCACGAGCCCGAGGAUUUCAAGUCGUACGCGAGAAAGUCUCGCUCCGGUCAUGCGAUACCGCGAAAAAAGCAAUCCUCGAGGCAGCUGCAUCGCGCGACUAACGGCGCCGAGUAUAAUUCCAGUCCUGAGAGCAGCACGCACCGCGACGGCAUCGCGGACGGGGUCAUUUACAUACGGCCGGAUCCGUUUACCAUGCACAAAAUCUUCACGAUGCAGAGGAAGGUUUGCGAUCUGCUGGACGAGAUCGUGUUAAGAUUAGGAAACAUCGCGGCGCCGGACGGGAUUAAGGAGCUGCAGAGGCGGCAGCAGUGCGUUGCCGAAUUCACUGUGCGAUUCUCGAGGAACUACCUGUACGAUCUUAAUAGAUAUGUCAGGGAUAUUCGAAGGCAUAUGUGCGUCAUUUCGCCGCGAGCGAUAAUAAGGCCGAAUCACAGAAACCUGGGACUUCACAUGCACGCCAUCGAGCACAAACUCCUUGCUGCUCAUCAGUUGUUGCUGCACGCAUUGGUCGCCUAUUGCAAGCACGUUCCAAGCUCUGUUCCCAAGGGACACCCUGGGAAACUCAGAGAGAUACUGCAAGUGGUUCUCGAUCUGAAGACUAUGUGCGACAGGCUCCACUUAAACUAUUUUGAUUCGGGAGACACUGAUGUUUUGUCGUUGGGGAAGGAGAUUGAAAGCAAAUGCAAUGCUGUUUUAUCAAAAUUGAAACUCCAUGCAGAUAACGAUUUCCUUGAUACUAAUAAAACUCCAUCCAUGGCGUCCUUCACUCCACAUUUAACAAAUAAAAAGCGACCAAAUCGCAAACAGUUAUCUAAUCGGUUGAGUAUGUACAGCAUGGAUACCAAGGUCAAAAAUAUUUCUAAACCCAAGACAAAUUAUAAUCAAAAAGAUAAAAAGUAUAAUGCAAUAGACGUUAAAAGAAUCUGUAGUGAGCCAAUAUCGGAUCAGCCAUAUCCUAGUCCUGUAACACCUAAAGAUACAAAUCAGAUUGGCGCUAGAAAACAGAGAACGUUUGCAAAAGAGGAAGAUAUAAAGACUAUGAUGGAUAUAUUACCUUUAGAUUCAGAUGGCAGCAACUUUGAAACGGAGGAAAGGCAUAAAAAUGCGAUGCUCACGAGGAGAAUAUGUAAAGCGCCGAGAAAAUGUUCUGGCAAGUCGCAGAAUCAAAAGCAGUCAGAAACUAUAGAAAAUAUUGUUAAGAACACGUCCACAAAUAACGAUGACGAAUUGACGAGAAAAGAGACGAUGAUUACAGAGGAUCAUUUAUCUAAUUUGGUGCCAGUUAUAGCAGAUCUAAUGUCUUUCGUUUCUAAUAAGCAAAACGAAUCAGAGGCAAGGCCAGCUUAUUCUGAAAGUAUGACGAAAACACUAAUGAAAUUCCUAGAAAAAUAUCAAUUGCCUAAAAGCAAAAAUGCGAAAAUCAACGCGAGUACAAGCUGCGACGUAUGUUAUUCAGGCAGCAGUGAAUGUGAAUGUCUUAAAACAAAUAGAACUUUGACCGAAAUGCGGAAAAACGGUGAGAACAUGCAACUGAUUUGCGUGUCAUCGGUAGAAAAUGCAUCAAAAGUACCUCGCUAUUGUGACGCGUCGUGCCAAGCGGAUUGCGAGAGCUUAGUGGAACUGCCGGAUUUUGAGGCAAAGGUAAAAGAAGGAAAACUUAUGAUCGACUCGAUGAAUAAUAUCGAACUUGUGGUUUGCGAGGAAACUGAGAUGAGUUUUUUGAAAUAUAGGCGUGAAUAUCAGCGAUUGAUGCAAUCGAUUCCAAUGUAUUCUAGCAAUACGCAAAAUAAACCAUGGGACAUUGUCGCUUGGAUAUCUGAUAAGCUCGUAGACGAAUUGAUAACAGAAAUCUCAAAGGAACUGCAAAUAGAUGAUGUCAUACAGAAGCUUUUCGAGUUAGAAUUCCAAGAAUUCUAGCGUUAAUUGAUGAUGCUCCUUUGUUAAACCUGAGAAUCGCACAAAAAGAAAUCGUAUAAGAAACUUUACGUAAAUUUGAGAGAUUUUAUACCGUAAAUUGCUAAUUUUGGAAAUAUAAUAUUGUGAUUUUUUGAAA
This is a messenger RNA of Wasmannia auropunctata (little fire ant), 2569 nucleotides long. RefSeq lists its product as uncharacterized. The coding region runs from base 19 to 2433 and encodes 804 amino acids. NCBI's taxonomy places the organism in Eukaryota, Metazoa, Arthropoda, Insecta, Hymenoptera, Formicidae. The record is from RefSeq and is a predicted model, not a curated record. The transcript is spliced from 10 exons.